This is a messenger RNA of Heterostelium album PN500, 573 nucleotides long. RefSeq lists its product as uncharacterized. The record is from RefSeq and is a predicted model, not a curated record. NCBI's taxonomy places the organism in Eukaryota, Evosea, Eumycetozoa, Acytosteliales, Acytosteliaceae. The transcript has a single exon. The coding region runs from base 1 to 573 and encodes 190 amino acids.
AUGAAUAUUUUUAGAAUCAUUAUUACACUAAUAGUUUUAGUACAGUUUUAUUGUACUGCUCAACAACAAUAUCUGGUGAUUGAGCAAUACAAUCAAAAUCAAUGUGGAGGUGAUAUCAUUACAACGAUCUUCUAUCAGACUGGUGUAUGCUACAAUGGUCUCUACGUGACUUGUAGCAACAAGAGUCAAACUGCCACCAUCUCUACUUACCUUUAUGUAGACUGCUCAUCGACACCUGACAACGUUGCCAACUUUAAUGUUGGAUCAUGCAAUGGAUACGAUAGUUACUCAUGUCAAGCGGAAGUGAAUUUCAAUCAAAAUGCUAUCAUUCACACCGAGUAUUUCAAUUCAUCAUGCGAUGGUACUCCAUAUUUUGCACAGACACUGUCGACUGGUGUCUGCUCGAGUGGUGUCAUCACUUUGUGUGAUGAUAAAACUAUUGUAACAACGACAUACGAUUAUUUAGAGUGCACCGGUCAAUCAUCGAGUCAAUAUAGUACUUUAGAUACACAGUGUGAAUUUAACAAUAGAUUUGGUGCCAAGGCUGUUUGUGCUGUUGAAAAUUCAUAUUAA